AUGGGGUGCAGGUGCUGUAAAAUGAUACAAAGCUAUCUCUUUGAUCCAGUUCAAGUGCCCUCACCUGGCUAUGUCAACGAAGUCAACAGCUGCAAGGUGGAUGAAGACAACACCGUUAAAUUAAAAGGCAAACAGAGCAGCUACGACCUUGUGCGGAGGAAUGACUCUCAGAAGGAGGGCUUGAAGAGGACUGAGAGCAAAGGCAGGACAGCUGGUCCACAGGAGCCUGACUGGCCUCCACAAGGACCGUUCCCACAGGGGAACCUUGGAGGGGGACACUGUGCGGAGAAGACUGGUGGUGCCAUCAAUGGCAUCGGCCCCACUGCCCCUCCGCAGCCCACUGGGAGUCCCAGGGCCUCCCAGGGUGACAGGGGCUCCUGGGCCAGUACUACAAGCAGUGCUCACCCAACGCAACCCUUCCUGGAAGGAGGGGACACUAGGAGGCAGGAGUGUGUCCUGCUGGCCUCAGAAGAGACCCCAGCCUUACAAAAUGGAGACUCCAGAGCCCCUCCUAAGGCAGGAAGUCCUGCCUUGGAAGUACAAGACCGUGUCCUCCAGAUACCAGCCCCAGAUUACCCUCAGUUUGGGGACCCGGCUGUAGACAACGUUGAUCAUGAAGAAAAGGACUAUCUUUUCGAGAACCACACUGAGGAUGACCCCCCAGAGGGAAUUCACCCCACGGUGGAGGAGCAAGGCUUGCAUGGGCCCUUCUCCAUGAAGAGAAGCUGGGAUUCCUUAAAUGAAGCCGUGGCCACAGAAGUUCUGAGUGUCUACUUCAGAGAGGGGGGCUCUGCUGAUGCCAUGCCUGAGGCUGACUCAAGAGCCAGGCCCGAGCAUGCCCAUGCCCCCGACGGAGACAGGGAUGGGGAGAUGGCAGAGGAGGACGCGGCGGUGGCAGAAGCCCUUGCAGCUUUAGAAGCUGCCACUGCAGGAGAAGAUGUGGAAGAGACAGAUUAGGGGAAGGGACUCAUGCGGCAAGCCAGGGAGUAGCACGCUGAGUGUGUGGAGACGCGUCCGCUCCCUCGACGCACAGCCGAUCGUCCUGCCAGCAGUCGCCGGCACAGGUUGACCAGUUGUUUACAGGCAUCAUCUGUUCUGAGUGUCACUACCUGUGCCUGCCACUCGUUAAAUACUUGGAGCAUCACUCUGCGUUGAUGGGCUGCCAUUCAGGACACCAGAGUAAAAAAUCUGAGUGGGCCAUUAUGCCCAUGUCCACAGCAAAUGCAAAAAUUAAGCAGCCUGAUUGCCAGUUCUCAGCAUUCUCCAGAGUACGUGGCACAUAGGUCCAUGCAAAUGCUCCGAGUUCCCAAUGCUUGACCCCAAGAGCACACAAUCACAGAGCAUUCUGAGCGACUCUGAAUUCUUUACCUUGCUUUUGUGAGAGCCAAAUACGGUACCCAACCCGGAAAAGGUAACCACCCCACUUAAAGUGCCUAAUGUGUUCCCAGAGCAUGGCUUAAUAACUUCAGGGACAAUCACCCAGGAAUCUAAUAACUAACCACUUGUUCAACAGCGAGUUCUAAGCUAAAGCAGCUUUCAGGCUGGAAUCAAAGUCGCCAGUAAACAAAUGGUUAGUCAUUAGCUGUGACAUGAUUUUAAAACACCUGGACCUUACCUUUUUUACAUUAUUAUUUUUUGAUCUCCUUUGGUUUUGGGGAGGCUGGCCAAAAUCAUUUUGGAAACUGCUUGUGCCAUACUUGGGUUUUAAGUUUCAGAACAGAAAAGCCAUAUAUGGAAUGCCAUUAAAAGUCUGAUUCUGAU
Carlito syrichta (Philippine tarsier) is the source of this 1761-nucleotide messenger RNA. It is a transcript of the gene PGCKA1, whose product is annotated as chromosome unknown C4orf19 homolog. Lineage: Eukaryota; Metazoa; Chordata; Mammalia; Primates; Tarsiidae. The coding region runs from base 1 to 957 and encodes 318 amino acids. The record is from RefSeq and is a predicted model, not a curated record. The transcript has 2 exons.